AUGACAUUUAUUCACCGUGCAGCGUCUCGGUUUAUAAACAGAAGGCCAACUUUUGGCAACUUCGUUACUAGAAAUGUGUUGAGAACUACUGGAACUCGCGGCCGUAGUUAUGCGACCGAGUCGAAAAAUUAUGGAUCCAUUCAAUCUGUUAUCGGUGCUGUAGUUGAUGUUCAAUUUGACGAAAAGAAUUUACCGCCCAUUUUAAACUCCUUGGAGGUUGAAAAAGAGGGUAGUCGUCUCGUACUUGAGGUAGCGCAACAUUUGGGACAGAAUGUUGUACGAACCAUAGCUAUGGAUGGGACAGAAGGUCUGGUCCGUGGUCAAAAAGUAUUAGACACAGGUGCACCAAUUCAAAUUCCCGUUGGUCCAGGAUGUUUGGGUCGCAUUAUCAACGUCAUUGGGGAACCAAUUGAUGAACGAGGUCCAAUUAAAACCACGAAGUAUGCUCAAAUUCAUGCCGAAGCACCCGAAUUCGUUGACCAGUCUACUGUUCCAGAAGUUUUAGAAACUGGUAUAAAAGUCGUCGAUUUGCUUGCACCUUAUGCCAGAGGAGGGAAAAUCGGUCUUUUUGGUGGUGCCGGAGUGGGCAAAACUGUGCUGAUCCAAGAACUUAUUAACAACAUUGCCAAAGCUCAUGGUGGUUAUUCCGUUUUUACCGGUGUUGGCGAGAGGACCCGCGAAGGAAAUGAUUUGUAUCACGAGAUGAUUCAAACUGGUGUAAUUAAACUCGACGGUGACUCAAAGGCAGCUCUUUUGCACUUACUGGACUUACAAUUGCUGAAUACUUCCGUGAUGAAGAAGGACAGGAUGUGUUGCUCUUUAUUGAUAAUAUUUUCCGUUUCACCCAAGCUGGUUCAGAGGUAUCUGCUUUAUUGGGUCGUAUUCCUUCCGCCGUAG
Molecule: messenger RNA, 897 nt
Organism: Acaulospora colombiana
Lineage: Eukaryota; Fungi; Glomeromycota; Glomeromycetes; Diversisporales; Acaulosporaceae
Source: the annotation of a GenBank genome assembly